AUGACAGCAGUGGCUCCUCAACCGUUCACUGAACUCAGUCCACUCUAUGUGGCAUGUCGGGCAAAUAAUGUGCACUUAGUGGAACAAAUUUUAGCGAAUAUGUCAAUUGAAGAAAUCAAUCGAAUAGAAUCGAAUGGUUCGACUGCUCUUCAUGUUGUUGCUUACAAUGGUCAUAUCGAAAUUGUUCGUCUUUUACUUGGCAAAGGAGCGUCUAUGAUGAUUAGAAAUAGGUUUGGUUUACUACCAGUACAAGAAGCCCGUACAGAUGAAAUCAAAAAGUUAUUUGAACAACGCGAACAACAAAACAAUGAAAAUCGUUUCGUUGGAGAUACCAAUUUCAUUGAAUGGUUAACAGUUAAUGAACGAGCAGCUGAGUAUGCCGUAUUUUAUCGCGAUUCAUUGAAAGACGCCUAUGAAAAUGGCAUCGAUUGUGAUCUCCUAGUGUAUUAUUUAAAGGAGAUAGUUGCGAACAAUCCGAAAGGGAUGCUUGACAUUAUAUAUUGUUUUCGUGCGUAUUUCGAAAGCAAAGAUGCUACACAUAUUGUGAAAGCUUAUACGGUGGAAUCUGACUUUUAUCGUACAUUAAAUAAAGAUCUGGCGAAAAUGAUAAGUCACAGAGAUAGUAUUGAAACAGAAGUUAAGAUAAAAGUCAAAAUACCUGGAGCAAUUGCAGCUGUUCUUAGUUGCGACCCAGCGCUGCAGCAAUUGUCUUUUACGGGUGACACGUUUCGAGGUAUGUGUGUAACGACGAAUGAUCUUGAUCAAUACAAACCUGGUUCGAUUAUCAUGACCAAAUCUUUCUUAUCUACGUCGAAAAACAAAGAAGUGGCUGAAGGUUUCAUCACUAACGAACUCGAACAGGAAGGUCCUGCUAGUAAUUCGAAAAAAAUUUCGGUCAUAUGCCGUUAUUCUAUUCGUAAUCGUAACACGGCGUUGGCCAUCGAAACACUUUCAAUAUUCAAAAAAGAAGAAGAAGUUCUUAUUCUUCCGAUAAACGUUUUCAAAGUUGUUUCCGUGCAAGAGAAGAACGGACGAUUCGAAAUCAAAUUAGUGGAGCAAGAGCGCUUAGCCAGAUUAUCACUUGGCUCGGAGGACCCGAAGUUUGCAGGCGUAUUCGGUAUAAUAUGCCACUUUGCGUUUCCAUCUUGUUAUCGAAAGUGUUGCAUGAGAUGCUGUGGAGUUGUCGAAGCUCCUGAAUAA
Molecule: messenger RNA, 1200 nt
Organism: Adineta ricciae
Lineage: Eukaryota; Metazoa; Rotifera; Eurotatoria; Adinetida; Adinetidae
Source: the annotation of a GenBank genome assembly